AUGUGGAAGCUGAAGAACAAAUUGAAACGAAAGUUUCGCUCCUCAAAGGUACUGGAUUGUAACAGCAACCGCAUCGAUUUCGAUGCCCUAUCGUUCGACUCCGAAACGGUGCCACCGGAAUCGGAACAAUCCGAUGCAUCGGUAGCGGGCCAUCAUCCCGGGCGGACCAUUGAACGGUUGAUAAACAGUGGUAGCAGCACACAGUCCUCUUCCGUAGCCAACUAUAGCUGUUGCUAUAACUACAAUUUGCACAUCAACUACAAUGUACACCGUCGAUUGCAUCCGCACCAUCAUCAUCAUCAUCACCAUCAUGACCCUCCAAGUGAUCACCAUUAUCAUCAUCAUCAUGAGGAUACUGAUGGGACACCGUUUGGAAGUACAAGCUGCAUGACCACCGGUACCGUAUCGGAUAGCUCGGCAGAACCAAGACGCCCAAAGAAACCGACAUCAAAGGGUAGCGCCUCGCGAAAGGUUCGCCCAAUGUCUUCCGGAGCAGUCGAGCGGCCUAGUCCCGGAUCGAGCGCUUCAUCGAGAAAAGUCUCCUCGGAACCAGAUACCAAAACCCGCACAACGCAGCCAUCCAAGAUGAAGGCAACCCGAUGCGCUUCCACAAGUGAUCUCUCAUCGUACAAAGAACACCAGGAACGUAGUAAAGAACAGGAAGCACCAGGGAAGGUGAAUCGGCGACCAGCACGACAAAGGCCACGCUCUGCAUCUCAUCGAUCGGCAAGAGUAGACCCGAACGCGACGGCAGACCACCAAAGCAAUGCAGCACUUUGUCGGAAGUUGCAAUCUGUUUCCCUUGAUCCAGUCAACGCUACGAUCGGUGGUCAGACCACCGAGCUAACCGAUCAUGAUCGACGCAUCCUGCACUGUAUGGUGCUGAAGCGGAUUAAAGAGCUCGAGCAGCUCGAUGAAGCUGUCCUAGCGCAACAGUGCUGGGAGCAGGAGAAACUCUUCCGUCGCUCGCUACUUGAUCAGCAGGAACGGAACUACCGGAGUGCGAUCCGCCAGAAGCGUUCGAUCGAACAGAUCGAGAUCCGUAACCGCCGGCAACGGUUGGCACGGCUCGAGCAGCAGCAAAUCGAGCGAAUACAGAAUGAGAUCAGCGAGAAGGACAUCCGGUCGGCAAGCCUGCUGAAGAACCUUGAAAUCCGCAAAGGUAUCCGGGAGUGUGAGCGGCGUAGCCGGGAACUGAAGCGGCUGGAGGAUGCGACGGUAACGCACGAAGAGAAGACCCUCGAUCGGGACAUCUGGCGCCAAUCAUUGGUCGAGACACUCGAGGAGCGGGCUGGAAGGGCGGAAGAGCUGCGUCGCAAAGUGCUGGAGGUGUACCGGCGUCGGCUGCAGAUCGACAAUCAGCUGGAGCGCAAGAUGCAUGCGCACAAUCUGCAGCAAACGAUCGAACAGGAACGGUACCGGAUCCGCGAGCUGGAGGAACGCAUUCUGGUGCGCGAAAGCCGGUUCCAACAGUUCAAGGCUGGCCGGAAACGGAUUUUUGAUCAGCUGAAAAAUCGUGCCCAAGCUACGGCCGCCCUGCGGGAUAUGGUGAAGGCUUCGAUCGGUCCUGGCGGUGCUAGUGCUCAUCCUAGUAGACCGGGAUCGGUCGUCCAGCGUUGUGGGUCCUCGGCACGAUCCGGUACGACCACGACGGCCGGUACUCCGCAUCGUCUGCUUGAUGUAGUGCGCAUCAACUGA
This is a messenger RNA of Anopheles aquasalis, 1698 nucleotides long. Its product is annotated as myotubularin-related protein DDB_G0290005. NCBI's taxonomy places the organism in Eukaryota, Metazoa, Arthropoda, Insecta, Diptera, Culicidae. The record is from RefSeq and is a predicted model, not a curated record.